Molecule: messenger RNA, 810 nt
Organism: Iphiclides podalirius (scarce swallowtail)
Lineage: Eukaryota; Metazoa; Arthropoda; Insecta; Lepidoptera; Papilionidae
Source: the annotation of a GenBank genome assembly
AUGGACAAAGAGAUGCACACGGCGACAAACUACUAUUUGUUUAAUUUAGCCGUUUCAGAUCUGAUUGUAACUUUGACCUUAUUCCUGGGUGCCCUUGACUCCUUCGAGUACGGACAUUGGUCGUGCAAGGUGAACAUUUUUUUCACAUUAGUCUUGUGGAAUAACAGCGUGCUGACGAUAACAGUUUUGUCGGUGGAACGCUAUGUCGCGAUCUGGUAUCCUCUGAGGCAGAAGUCGCUUUCGGUAUGGCGGAGGGUUUUAAAGAUAAUUACCGGCAUCUGGAUAAUGGCGGUUGUUGUGACAAUCCCGGAUAUUUGGUCGGUGAACAUUGUGAAAACGAGCCACUCCUUAUUUUGCUCGAUCGUUCCCACGCCAGUGGCGAGGGUUAUCAACGGCGUGAUGGGCAUCGUGACCUUCGCAGUCCCGUUAAUGAUCAUGACCGUCGUCUACAUAAUGAUUGCUAUCAAAGUGAACGUCGCCCAGAGCUCGAAGUCCGGUAGCAAGGUGUUCAACCAUCGUGACGAUGGCAGGAGAGUAAAUAAACUCGUUAUAGCGUUGACGUUGUCGUUCAUCUUAUGCUGGCUGCCUUAUUUUGUGAUACGGAUCCUGAUCUUUGCCCUAGAAAUAUACCAGCUGUUGGCUUUAGUAAAGUGGUGGAGUUUAUUACAACGGCUAAUGAUACUAAAUAGCUCCUUCAGUUUGGUAUUAAAUCCGAUACUCUUCAGUUUGAUUUCCACGAAGUUCAAAGAAUCUUUAAUGAAAUUGUGGGCGACGAAAAUCAAACGGCGUAAAAUAAUUAUCACAAUUGUU